UAUCACUUUCCGUCGACGAAGCUAGAGCUUGAAAAAUCAACCUAACCCAUCUUUAUGAUGGUCCUUGUUCAUCAAGAAACGAUAAGACCUCUCCUCCCACAUUUAUGCCUUGCUCUGUUACAAAGCUACACCAAAUAAAUACCGUCUCCCCAAUUCAACCACCCAGAAAACAAGGAAAAAACCAGAGCAAGAAAUGAAUGGUUUCAAGGAAGAAGACGAACCAGGGCACCAGAACAUGGGGCCGAAGAUGAAUAAGAAGAGGCUCUGUGAUUACUGCGGAGUCUCCAUGGCUCUGCUCUACUGCAGAGCCGACUCUGCUAAGCUCUGUUUCUCUUGUGACAAAGAGGUCCACUCGGCUAAUCAGCUUUUCAUCAAGCACACUCGGUCACAGCUCUGUGACGCCUGUGACGAAGCCCCUGCUUCUAUUUUCUGCUCUACUGAGAGCUCUGUGCUGUGCCAGAACUGUGACUGGGAAAGGCAUAAUCUGUCGUCGGCGACGGUGCACGUUAGGAGGCCGGUGGAGGGUUUUACCGGGAACCCUGGGUUGAAUGAGCUGCUGGCGUUUGUGGGGUUUGAGAAUCUGGAUAAGAAAGGUUUGGUUGUUAGUGAGGAGAGUAGCGGUGGUGGUGGUGGGUUUGAUGGGUCUGGGCUUGACGGGUCGUUGGGUUUGUCCGAGGGGUUUUCGGAUUUUCUGGUUUGGGAAACUCCCUCUGUUGUUAGUCUUGAUGAUUUGAUUGUUUCGAGUCCGGCUCAUAAGUUUCAGGCUAUGGGGGUUCCUCCUCUGCCCAAGAACCGGAAUGCUAAGUGUGGGCGACACAAGGAAGAGAUACUGAGUCAGCUUCGGGUAGUAGCAAAGUCUGAACCCAAUUUGAUGAAUGAGGAUGUAGAUCUUAAUUCCUUCAUGAGAUUCCAAUCACCGGAGACUGAGCAUAAUAUGCAAUCAGGGGGUUUCUGUACAAAUUUUGAACAGGAUGCGGAGCCGCUUGCGUUUCCUGCUUAUGAGGCACAGGAGUCUGAGGCUAAUCAUUAUGACAAGUCUUCAAGUCAAGAUUUCUUCCCAAAAACAUUACAGAGGAGCUACCUUCAGGACUGUUCUAUGGUUCCUGAUUUAAAUUCGAAUAAUGAUGGCACUGCAAGUCAUGCUAGUGAUGGUUUUGGAGGGCAAAUGAAUUCUGAAGCCUCUUCAGCUUUCCCAAAAGUUCCUUCACAUGAAUGUACUCUAAAUAGAGAGUCUGCACUCUCAAGGUACAAGGAGAAGAAGAAAACAAGGAGGUACGAUAAGCACAUCAGGUAUGAAUCAAGGAAGGUUCGAGCAGAAAGUAGGACAAGAAUUAAGGGACGUUUUGCAAAGAUAGAUAACUAAAUGAUAUGGUAAUCAGAUCAUGAGUGGGUCUUGAAGGUUUAUACUGAGAGGUGGACAAGAUUUUAUAACAUUUUGCAAGGUCGUGGAAGCACUGGUAUGAAGUCCUACCAAAAUGCUUGUUACAUUUAGUUUAGUUACUAAUAUUGUAUUCAAUAGCUUUUAAAGCUAAAGCUUGGAUGUUUUUUAGAUUGCUUGUUUCUACAAAAUGUGAAAUAGUGUUGUUUAGGCUCCUCCCUUCCUAGUCAAAUUGCUUGUUAGUGAUGAUGUAUAAAGCUUCCCACGUUCCGGUUAAACCUUUUUCUACUUUGUUAUGCAGUUGUCAUAUGAUUACAGGUUUCUUAUA
This is a messenger RNA of Rosa chinensis, 1706 nucleotides long. RefSeq names its product zinc finger protein CONSTANS-LIKE 13. Bases 194 to 1363 code for a protein of 389 amino acids. The transcript has 5 exons. Gene Ontology annotation, molecular function: zinc ion binding; protein binding. NCBI's taxonomy places the organism in Eukaryota, Viridiplantae, Streptophyta, Magnoliopsida, Rosales, Rosaceae. The record is from RefSeq and is a predicted model, not a curated record.